AUGUCUGAGAUUUCUCCUCAACAUGAUGCUAAGAAUUCCCCUCCUCGGGUGCCAGAUGAUAUGGCGGCUGAGGCCAAUCGUGCCACUGCGGCAGAACAAAACAUGGGUCUGUGGCAAGGGCUACGCACCUAUCCACAUGCUGUAGGGUGGUCGAUUCUUUUCUCGAGUGCGUUGAUCAUGGAGGGCUAUGACAGUGGACUCAUCUCCAAUCUAUUUGCCUAUAAGCCCUUUGCGAAAACGUUCGGUGAUGAACAGCCUGGUGGCUCGUACCAAGUGACAGCAGCUUGGCAGUCUGGUCUCACCAAUGGAGCGCUCGUCGGUGAACUGCUAGGCUUGCUGAUCAAUGGUAUUGUCGCUGAAAGAUUCGGAUACCGCAAAAGCAUCAUUGGGUCCUUAAUCGCUUGUGUGGCCUUUGUGUUCAUUGUCUUCUUCGCCAAAAGCCUACCUGUACUACUUGUGGGCGAGAUCCUUCUCGGAAUCCCUUGGGGUCUUUUUCAAACUAUCACGACGACCUACGCCUCUGAAGUCUGCCCCGUCGUGCUCCGACCUUAUCUCACGACAUACGUGAACCUAUGCUGGGUUAUUGGACAAAUCAUUGCAUCAGGUGCUCUCAAAGCAAUGGAAACUCGAACCGACGAAUGGGGCUACAGAAUUCCAUUCGCAAUCCAAUGGAUAUGGCCUGUCCCGAUCAUGAUCGGCGUUUGUUUCGCUCCAGAGUCCCCUUGGUGGCUCAUUCGCAAAGGACGUAUCGAAGAAGCCCGUCAAUCCUUACUACGCCUCACGAAGCCCGAUCAAGAUCCCAACUUCAACCCAGAUGAGACGAUCGCCAUGAUCCAAAGCACCAAUGAGCUAGAGAAGACAAUGUCUGAAGGAACUUCCUAUCUAGACUGCUUCACUGGCACUGAUCUUCGACGCACAGAGAUUGUCUGUCUUACCUGGGCUGCGCAGAACUGCUCCGGCAGUGCAUUCAUGGGAUACUCGACUUAUUUCUAUGAGCAAGCAGGGUUGGCCGAUAGUAGUGCCUUUACCAUGACGAUGGUGCAGUACAUUAUCGGUGCGAUUGGUACGGUCCUCUCCUGGGUAUUUAUGGGAAAAUUCGGCCGUCGUACACUUUUUACCCGCGGACUUGCUGGAAUGAUGACAGUUUUGUUUAUUAUUGGCUGUGUGGGAAUUAUUUCCAGGGGCAAUACAGCAGCCCAGUGGGCGGUUGGUAGCCUUUUACUAGUUUAUACAUUUAUGUACGAUGCGACAGUUGGACCAACGACGUACAGUCUUGUUUCGGAGCUCAGCUCAACACGACUUCGAGCGAAAUCGAUUGUCCUGGCCCGGUUUCUUUACAAUCUCAGUGGUAUUGUUGUCAAUAUUAUUACGCCAAGAAUGCUGAAUCCUUCCAGCUGGAACUGGGGAGCAAAGUCCGGGUUUUUCUAUGCGGGAACCUCGGCAAUUUGUCUGUUAUGGGCUUGGUUUCGUCUGCCAGAGCCGAAGGGACGCACAUAUGCUGAGUUGGAUUUGCUGUUUGAGCAUGGGGUUUCAGCGCGCAAUUUCAGUUCCACGUAUGUGGAUCCUUUUGCAGUUCAUGGGGAUAGUCAGGUGGAGAAGAGGGAUGGGGAGCCUUCUGUGGAGAUCGUGGAGCAUAUUUAG
Messenger RNA from Penicillium malachiteum, 1641 nucleotides. RefSeq names its product General alpha-glucoside permease. The transcript has 2 exons. Bases 1 to 1641 code for a protein of 546 amino acids. Gene Ontology annotation, cellular component: membrane. Gene Ontology annotation, molecular function: carbohydrate:proton symporter activity. The record is from RefSeq and is a predicted model, not a curated record. Gene Ontology annotation, biological process: carbohydrate transport; transmembrane transport. NCBI's taxonomy places the organism in Eukaryota, Fungi, Ascomycota, Eurotiomycetes, Eurotiales, Aspergillaceae.